Messenger RNA from Colletotrichum chrysophilum, 978 nucleotides. RefSeq lists its product as uncharacterized. The coding region runs from base 1 to 978 and encodes 325 amino acids. The transcript has 2 exons. NCBI's taxonomy places the organism in Eukaryota, Fungi, Ascomycota, Sordariomycetes, Glomerellales, Glomerellaceae. The record is from RefSeq and is a predicted model, not a curated record.
AUGGACACCGCAGUAGCGACCGGUAUACAGGCGACAGCAUGCAAUCCCCAGCUGCAAUGCCCACUCUUCAGCACCCUGCCGGGUGAGAUUCGCAACGAAAUCUUCGCGCUCGCUCUUGUUCAAUACGAAGACAGCGAGAAUGCUUAUCCAGAAGACUCUUACUGGUAUCGUCCGGGAUUUUCGGGUCCGCGAAAGAGCAGUAGCGCACUCCUGCAAACAUGCAAAGCAGCUUACUUUGAAGGUCAAAAGGCCUUCUUGAGAGAGCUUGAAUGGGCUUUCUGGUUUGACCGCGGUCCAGAGGGCCGGACAGGCAUGAAUUCAUGCCUAUCCUUCUUCCGCAAGCUCACGCCUCAACAAUCUCAAGACCUCAAGAAAGUCCGCUUCUUCAUGCAGAUGUUCAGAUUUGAAAAUGGAACUGAGUUGCAUCGCCUCUUCCACCAGCCAAACUUCAACCCGGAGAAGCUCACCAUCACGAUUCGCUACUCUGACUGGUGGUACUGGGAGAGCGACACUCCUCUGCGGAUGAAGGAAGAUUGGCUGCGGCGGUUCAGCGGGCCUCCUGGGCUUAGAGAGCUCAAGGUGGAGUACGAGACCAUCACUCGGAAAAAGGAUGCGAUGAUGAAGAUCGUGGAGAGGAACAAGAAGUGGAAGCUGAGUGUUGGGUACUUGGAGGAGGGCGGUCAUUUAAGCGCCGAGGGUACGAAGCUGGUUGAGUGGAGGUGGCAUGGGAAGAGUGCUCUGGGAGGCACAAAGUGGUAUCAUCAUGGGGAUGGGGAUACGAUGGAAUAUGUUGUCGUGACAGACACCUGGCGAUAUGUUCCGGGCCCGAUGAGUGAGGAGGAUCUCAAAAAGCGAGAGAUUCUGCCUCCUGAACACUACCCCGCCCAGGACUCCGAUGACUCCGAUAGGUCUGAUGAAGAGGAGGAAGACGAUGAUGCUGAUUACUCGGAGUAUGAGAUCGAGGAUGACGACCUUUGA